CCGCUCGCGGCCGGCUCCGCUCCCGCCGCCGAUCGCCGCCCGAAGCUUGGGCAAGAUGGCAGAAGCUCACCAGGCCGUGGCCUUCCAGUUCACCGUCACCCCAGAUGGCAUCGACCUGCGCCUGAGCCACGAGGCCCUGAAACAGAUCUAUCUGUCUGGGCUUCACUCCUGGAAAAAGAAGUUCAUCAGAUUCAAGAAUGGCAUCAUCACUGGCGUGUACCCGGCCAGCCCCUCCAGCUGGCUCAUCGUGGUGGUGGGUGUGAUGUCAACCAUGUAUGCCAAGAUCGACCCCUCGCUGGGGAUCAUCGCAAGAAUCAGCCGGACGCUCGACACCACCGGCUACAUGUCCAGCCAGACCAAGAACGUGGUCAGCGGCGUGCUCUUCGGCACGGGCCUGUGGGUGGCCCUCAUCGUGACCAUGCGCUACUCCCUGAAGGUGCUGCUGUCCUACCACGGCUGGAUGUUCGCCGAACACGGCAAGAUGAGCCGCGCCACCAGGGUCUGGAUGUGUAUGGUCAAGGUCUUUUCCGGCCGGAAGCCAAUGCUGUACAGCUUCCAGACGUCUCUGCCGCGCCUGCCCGUCCCCGCCGUGAAGGACACCGUGAACAGGUAUCUGGAGUCCGUGCAGCCGCUCAUGAAGGAAGCCGACUUUAAGCGGAUGACAGUUCUCGCGCAGGACUUUGCUGCCAACCUUGGCCCCAAAUUACAGUGGUAUCUGAAGUUAAAAUCCUGGUGGGCGACGAAUUACGUGAGCGACUGGUGGGAGGAGUACAUCUACCUGCGAGGCCGGGGGCCGCUGAUGGUGAACAGCAACUACUACGCCAUGGACCUGCUGUACAUCACCCCCACGCACAUCCAGGCAGCCAGGGCUGGCAACGCCAUCCACUCCAUCCUGCUGUACAGACGCAAGCUGGACCGGGAGGAGAUCAAGCCGAUUCUCCUUCUGGGGUCCACAAUCCCGCUCUGCUCCGCCCAGUGGGAGCGAAUGUUCAACACCUCUCGCAUCCCGGGCGAGGAGACGGACACCAUCCAGCACGUGAGGGACAGCAAGCACAUCGUGGUGUUCCACAGGGGCCGCUACUUCAAGGUCUGGCUCUACCACGACGGCAGGCUGCUGAGGCCCCGCGAGAUCGAGCAGCAGAUGCAGCGGAUCCUGGACGACCCGUCCCAGCCCCAGCCGGGGGAGGCGAAGCUGGCGUCCCUCACCGCUGGGGAGAGAGUCCCCUGGGCCAAAUGCCGCCAGGCCUAUUUCGGACGUGGGAAGAACAAGCAGUCUCUGGAUGCUGUGGAGAAAGCCGCCUUCUUCGUGACGCUGGACGAGACCUCGCAGGGCUACAAGAGGGACGACCCCGUCAGGUCCCUGGACAGCUACGCCAAGUCCCUCCUGCACGGCAGGUGUUUCGACAGGUGGUUCGACAAGUCAUUCACCUUUAUCGUCUACAAAAACGGCAAGAUGGGCCUGAACACGGAGCACUCCUGGGCCGACGCGCCCAUCGUGGGGCACCUCUGGGAGUACGUCAUGGCCACCGACUGCUUCCAGCUGGGCUACGGGGACGACGGGCACUGCAAGGGUGAAGCCAACCCCAGCAUCCCGCCCCCCACCCGGCUGCAGUGGGACAUCCCGGAGGAGUGUCAGGAGGUGAUAGAAACCGCCCUGAGCAGCGCAACCCGGCUGGCGGACGACGUGGACUUCCACACUUUCCCCUUUGACGUCUUCGGGAAGGGCCGCAUCAAGAAGUGCCGCACCAGCCCCGACGCCUUUGUGCAGCUCGCCCUGCAGCUGGCACACUACAAGGACAUGGGCAAGUUCUGCCUCACCUACGAGGCCUCCAUGACGCGGCUGUUCCGGGAGGGGCGGACAGAGACCGUGCGCUCCUGUACCACCGAGUCCUGCAACUUUGUCCUGGCCAUGGUGGACCCUGCCCAGACGGUGGAGCAGAGGCGCAAGUUGUUCAAGAUGGCGUCGGAGAAGCACCAGCUGAUGUACCGCAUGGCGAUGACCGGCUCUGGCAUCGACCGCCACCUCUUCUGCCUCUACGUGGUGUCCAAAUAUCUCGCUGUCGACUCCCCAUUCCUGAAGGAAGUCCUGUCUGAGCCAUGGCGCCUGUCCACCAGCCAGACCCCACAGCAGCAGGUGGAGCUGUUCGACCUGGAGAGGAACCCGGAGUACGUGUCCUGCGGAGGGGGCUUCGGGCCGGUGGCCGACGACGGGUACGGCGUGUCCUACAUCAUCGUGGGUGAGAAUUUCAUCAACUUCCACAUCUCCUCCAAGUUCUCCUGCGCUGAAACAGACUCGCACCGCUUCGGGAAGCACAUCAGAGAAGCCAUGAUGGACAUCAUCGCGCUCUUUGGUGUCAGCUCCAAUUCCAAAAAGUAACCCCCGCCAGCCGCCGUGAAGGAAAAUGAGCUCUCCUGAUAAAAACCAAAUGAAAAAUAGCCGUCGACCCUGGUUGGAUUCGGGAUGAAAAUUGCUCUUUAAAACUCAGAGGUUUUCCUUCUGCCGAGGGGUGGGUGUCUUUGUUUCUCUAGCACGGCGGGCUCGACCCUGGGGGGCGGGGCCUCCCACUUCCAGGCAGGGCCCGACAGCGGGAAGGUUCCAUCAAGUGCCCGAAAGUCCUGUGUCAACCUGUAUUUAUUAAGGGAUUAAAGUACCGUUGCGCUAAUUUAGGUGGUAGCGGGGUUGUGACUUCUCACGCACCGGAAAUGAAACGACGGUUCCUCGGUGUCCGCCGAGGGCCUGGGCCCGGGCGGCGGGGAGCGCUCUCGCGGCAGACACCGUGUGCAGAGAAAGGCGUUGUUUAGCUCAGAGAUGUUGACAGUCAAUAACCGUUAGUAACGCACUAACCCAGGUCCUGCGCUGCGUGGACGGCGGCCCCCGGCCCCCCCAACCCCGUCCUCUCUGGUUGAGCUGCCUGGCUGCCUCCCCCGGGACGCGACUAGCGUACCUCCUCUUGCUCCCUGCACCCCCGUAUCUUCAAAACCCAGUGCCUUAACACGUGAGACAGGCCCCAAAUGUGAGGGAGACCGAGGAGAGGUUCAUUCUGUGGUGCCUCGGGGCGAAACUGUGGGUUCUACUGAGUGUGGACCACACCCCGCGGCCGGUUCCCCAGGAGGGCCCUGCGCCCGCACCCGCCUUACGCAACACAGGAAAGAAUGAGCAUGUGGCAGGAAUGGGGAGCAAGGGCGGUGAUGCGUAAAGGGAGCGUGUGGGGCAUGUUGGCCAAGGAAUCCAAUUCCACGACCGCCUGGGGUCACUGCUGCCCUUGACUGACCAAGGAGAGCAUGACCUUUGUCAGGACAACAUUAAGAAAGGGGAGGAGUGACCUUGAGAUCGGGAGGGCGGCCCAGUGGCCCAGGAGGGGUGGCCACGCCGAUCAGGUCACCCCGGUGGGCGCCGGGGCCGCACAGGCCUCCGCACAUGGGCGUGUGCCUUUAUCAAGAGAAUCUCAUUGACCAAAAAGCAGCCAUGCACUGAGUCGUCUCCAAUAUUUAAGCAUAAGGGAUCGUGGGGAGAGCGGCCCUGCAGGGUGCACAGCGCUUGCCGCAGACCCCAUGCCGCCCUGCUCGUGCCCUAUUACCAUGGGAAACCCCGCCUAAAUGGAUCAAAGACUUUUUCUCUUAAAAGCGGGAAGAAAUGAAAAGAGAAAAAAAAUAAUCACACCCCCUCCCCGUUUCUCUGUGGUAUAUAAAGUCGAGCAGGUGGGGUUCCCCCCCCCCCCCCGCCAGCUUGGCUUCCCCUGGAAGCCGGCCUCGGCCACCAUCAGGCCCGCCCAAGGCCUCUGACCUUGGGGCAGCGUGGCCUGGCCUCCCGCGUGGCAGCACACGCAGCCCACGCAGACCUGGGCUUGUUUCAGGUGUUAAAUGUUUCAAGCGUCACCUCGUUGCUCAUCAGUGCAGUCGUCAAUGCAAUUUUAUAUUCUUCAAAGGAAGGGAGACUGGGUUUUUAUUGUACGUGCUGGAGGGGCGGCGGGAGGAUUGUGUAUUUAGUUUGGAACAAGCCACCGUCUCGGGCUGUGGCUGCCUUUGUUCUCGGACUCCACUGCGUGUAAAUACGAGGGGCUCCUCGGUGUCUCUCUUCCCAGAAGUGCAGUGUGAAUGUUAACAUUAAUAAAGACAUUAAUCCCUGUCUACUCCAUGCUCGGGUCUGUCUUGCU
Molecule: messenger RNA, 4154 nt
Organism: Talpa occidentalis (Iberian mole)
Lineage: Eukaryota; Metazoa; Chordata; Mammalia; Eulipotyphla; Talpidae
Gene: CPT1A
Product: carnitine palmitoyltransferase 1A
Exons: 19
Coding region: 56-2377 (773 amino acids)
Biological process (GO): carnitine metabolic process; fatty acid metabolic process
Cellular component (GO): mitochondrion
Molecular function (GO): carnitine O-palmitoyltransferase activity
Source: RefSeq, a predicted model, not a curated record